ACGUGGACACCGGGCGCCUUCAGGAUGAACUCUCAUUCCCUGUCCUGUCGUCUCCUUCUCUAGGAUGAAGAAAAAACGAAAGCGGUCGUCUUCCUCCUCCUCCUCCUCCUCCUCUUCCUCAGAGCGCCCCUCCUUGUCCCCCACCUCGACCACCUCCUCGCGCCGGAGGUCCAAAAAGAGGAGGCGCAAGCGGGGGGGCUCGGAGCGGGGGAGUCAGCGCCGCCGCAGGCGCUCCUCCAAGAGGAGUGAGGAGGAGGAGGAGGAGGAGGAGUACCCGGCGCCCCCCAACACCUCCGCCUCCUUCCUGUACCGGCAGGGCUUCCUGGGGUCGGGCGCUGGGCGGGGGGAGGGCGGUGAGGAGGGGGGGGAGGAGGAGGAGGAGGUGGUGGUUGACGACAGGAGGAUCUCUCAGCUCUACUCCUUGUCCGCAGCGUCGGAGGACGAAGGGUCGGAACCUCGGGGGGGCGACGGGGAGGGGAGGAGGGGGAGGAGCUUCAGCAGCCACGGUAAGGGGGGGAGGAGGCGGAGCAGGAGAGGGAGCAGCAGUGAGAGCAGCGCGGCGAGGGAGCAGGGGAAGGCCAGGAGGAGAAGUGGAGAGGGGAGGAGGAGGAGCAGAGGGAGGAGCCGUGAAGAGGGGAGGAGCAGUGAAGAGGGGAGGGGGAGGAGCCGUGAAGGGAGGAGCCGUGAAGAGGGGAGGAGCAGUGAAGAGGGGAGGGGGAGGAGCCGUGAAGAGGGGAGGAGCAGGGGGAGGAGCCGUGAAGAUGGGAGGAGGCGGAGCACAGACGAGGGCAGGAGGAGGCGGAAGGCGUCCCCCUCCUCCGUCGAGUCCCAGCGCUCGCGGAAAUCGACGGUGGCGGCCGAGCGGCCCCCGGCCUGUCGGAGGUCCAGCUCCGGCAGCCUGGGACAGCCGGCCCCGCCCCCCGCGGCCCCGCCCCCCGCGGCCCCGCGGAGGACCUCGCUGGACGGCGGCCGGUCCCAGAGCAGGCCAGGGAGGGGGGCGGAGCUCAGGGGAGGGGAGGGCCCCAGAGCUCCGCCCCCCUCCACCUCCACCUCCAGCAGUAACGGACAGGGGGGCGUGGCCAGACCCCCGCAGCCCGCAGGAGGGGGGGCCGGCAAGAAGGGGCUCCCUGCCAACCUGAUGGACAUCUUUAACAAGAUCGCCAAGUUUGAGAAGGAGAAAGGAGCCGGGCCAAGGAAGUAGGACCGCGUGAUGGCGCUCCAGGCCGCGGGGCGUCUUCAUGUGUCAGAGCGAGAAUUGGGUUGAAGAGAUGUGAUGGGAGCCGGAAAACCAGUUACCACGGUGACAUGGUGUUGACCCCUGGUCAAGAAUCCCUUUUUGUUGUUCCUUAUGUCGUAGUAAUCCGUUACGUUUAUUUUUUCCAUAAAAAUACAGGAUUUAUCGAACCUCCAAGGCCUUAUUGUCCAUUAUGCUUAUUGACAGAGAUGCUUUAUUGGUGUCAUGUGUUGCGUCUCUCCCUCUGCCCACCGUUACCGUCGGUUACGGGCGGAGAUACUCCCAGUGGGGUGUGGAGGUUGUGUUCUUAACACUGGUACCCAAAAUGCAGUGUGAUUUAGAUCCUUGGUUAUCUAUCGUUAAUAAAUGGUGUAAUGACA
Molecule: messenger RNA, 1614 nt
Organism: Gadus morhua (Atlantic cod)
Lineage: Eukaryota; Metazoa; Chordata; Actinopteri; Gadiformes; Gadidae
Product: serine/arginine repetitive matrix protein 2-like
Exons: 2
Coding region: 65-1201 (378 amino acids)
Source: RefSeq, a predicted model, not a curated record